Haliaeetus leucocephalus (bald eagle) is the source of this 810-nucleotide messenger RNA. It is a transcript of the gene RTN3, whose product is annotated as reticulon 3. The record is from RefSeq and is a predicted model, not a curated record. The coding region runs from base 56 to 739 and encodes 227 amino acids. NCBI's taxonomy places the organism in Eukaryota, Metazoa, Chordata, Aves, Accipitriformes, Accipitridae. Gene Ontology annotation, biological process: endoplasmic reticulum tubular network formation; brain development; neuron differentiation. Gene Ontology annotation, cellular component: postsynaptic density; neuron projection. The transcript has 7 exons.
UGCGUGGCCGCCGCGCCGGACGGACGCGCUUGAGCGGGUCUCCGCGCUCGUCGCCAUGGCUGACCCCACUACUCAAUCCCCCUUCGUUUCUUCAUCCUCAUCCUCCUCCUCCGGUCAGUCACAGCCCCAGCUCGGAGGCUGCGGGGCCGCUGGCUCCGCCUUCUGCGCCGUCCACGACCUCCUCUUCUGGCGGGAUGUGAGGAAGACGGGGAUCGUCUUCGGCGCCAGCCUCCUCCUCCUCCUCUCCCUGGCCACCCUCAGCGCCGUCAGCGUGGUCGCCCACCUCGCCCUGGCCCUGCUCUCUGUCACCAUCAGCCUCCGCGUCUACAAAGCCGUCGUCCAGGCUGUCCAGAAGUCGGAAGAGGGGCACCCCUUUCGAGCUUACCUGGAGCUGGACGUGACCUUGUCCCCCGAGACCUUCCAGGCUCACGCCACCACCGUCGCCCACCACCUCAACCAGGUGCUGCGGUUACUCCUCCGCCUCUUCUUGGUGGAGGAUCUGGUGGAUUCUGUGAAGCUGGCCAUGUCGAUGUGGCUGCUGACCUACGUGGGAGCCGUCUUCAAUGGCAUCACCCUCCUCAUCCUCGCCGAGCUAUUGGCCUUCACCCUCCCGCCCCUCUACGAGAAGUACAAGGUGCAGAUCGAUCACUACGUGGGCAUCGCCCGCAACCAGACCAAGGACCUCAUGGCCAAGAUCCAGGCGAAGCUCCCAGGCCUGGCCAAGAAGAAGCCGGAAUAAAACCCCAGGGGUGGCGGGGAAAUAUCGGGGUACCCGGCUGGUGCCCCACCACCACCCGAGCUCAUCUGCUG